AAACAUCGUGGAACACCGCCAGACUAACAUAACUCGGCCGCUCACUCGAUUCUCAAUAACUCGGUCCCUCGGGUAGCGAAUUCGGGACGAAUUCGCAAACCAGAUUCUCUAUUCUGCUGGUAGCGGGCGAGAGAGCAGGCGAGAGGUGUGGGAACAUGGGGUUCGCCGGUGGCCCGGCAACGCCAUGGGUCUUAGCGUUGUUGGUGAUCUUGCUGACGGUAUGCAUCCCAGCUGUGCGAUCGGAGGCUGCGAGUGGUGGAAAGGGACGAUCGCUGCUGGGAUUCCGAGAGACGCUCGGUAACGUCUCCUUCCAGUGCUCUCCCUCUGGUCCCUGCAUCCCGUGUGAAUACUCUGAAAAGAAUGAUGAGAAGUUUCGUUGUAGUGAGACUGGGUAUCGGUUGCCCUUAAAAUGUGUAGAAACUCGAGAUGUUUCUACAGAGGAAUCCAAAAGUAAGAACCAAAGGAAGCUCCUCUUUCAAUCAGGCAACAUGGCUGGUUCAGUUAUGCGAGAACAACUGGUUGCCUCUGUAAGGAAUUUAAAGUUUAGAAAGCUUAUGAAUGAUUCUUCUACAUCAGAAAGUGGGAAGCAGAGUUAUAUUACUUAUAGGAGUUGCAUACCAGUAGAUGGUGAAGAAAAUUUGUCUGUUCUUGGUUUUGAGCUCAUCAUGGUUUGUCUUUUACUUAUAAGUGGCCCAGUUGUUUACUUGAGGCAAAAGCGUCCAGUCCUGAUGCCUGGUGCUGGAGCCACGAGAAUUCCAACAAACUCUCCCAGAUUUUAAAGCUCAAAUUUGAAGUGUGUUCUGCUGUCUUGAUGGGGGCGAAUUAUUAUGUCCGAUUAACAGACAUACGGACAUCCAAUUCAUAUGUGCCACGUUACGUAAAUACACUGGGACCCGGUAUAUUUUGGUGAUGUGGCGCAUCUGGAUUGGUGUCCGGACGAAUCCGGACACCGGACGGAAUAAUUUGACCUGGCUGGGGGUACUUAUUCACUAUAAUGUAAUUUUCUUUUCCUUUUUCCUUAUUUCAAGCUAUUUGUGGAUUAGUAAAAAGUGCCUAUUUUUCUUAUUAGAAAUGUUCAUAGCCUUUAAUCUGCUUA
Molecule: messenger RNA, 1096 nt
Organism: Dendrobium catenatum
Lineage: Eukaryota; Viridiplantae; Streptophyta; Magnoliopsida; Asparagales; Orchidaceae
Exons: 3
Coding region: 156-779 (207 amino acids)
Source: RefSeq, a predicted model, not a curated record